ACCAGACUACACCGUCCUAGCCGUGUGCAUGAGCAUCUCAGCAAUCAACACGUUGUCCUCUGAUUCAGUCUCACAGCGGUGGCGUAUUCAAAGGUCUCCAGGACAAAAUAAUAAACUCUUACUUAAAAAGCGAACUAGCCUAUGAGUUGUAAACGAGUGUUUUUACCAACAAUACUAAUUGAGCCCUUGAAUCUAGUCGGACAUGAACAGUAAUUGACGCGGGCUUCUGUUUCUAUGGUUCUACUGCGCGCACUUUGAUCUGAGCUGUCCACUCGUGGUGCUGAAGUGGACUCCGUACAUGCGCUCCCGUCAUAGACGUUAUGUACAGUUAAAAAAGGCAUCUUUAGUUAUUUUUUAGUAUUAUGUGUGGUUCUGGGAGGAAAAAAAUAUUUCUUUCUAACACUAGCGCUCUGCACUUCGUGCUAAAAACUGUGGGUCGCGCGGACCUACGGCUUCUGUGGUGAUUGGCUGUCAUCGGAUGACAUCACUAACCGUUUCGUAUCCUCUUUAAAUUCCUUGAAAAGACGUCGAGAUCUCGCUCAACAUCUGGCGAAUCUCAAAAACUCCGUCCAGUAAAAAAGGGGGCUCAGUUUUGUUAGCAGUCAGGCGGAAAUGGCUGCUGUACUCACGAGUCUCUCAACAGCGGCGGGGGCCUCGCGUGCUCAGAGCGCGUGACGGGGAGAGCAGAGUAGCUGGAACAUGAGGAGAGCACUUUUAACAGGGAUAAGGAGAAACUACGCAUUGUGAACCAACUGGAUUUUUAUGGGUUUUUCCUUUUGCCCUGAUAUGCAUCUUUACUAAUCAUGCAACAUGAAUGUAACUAACAGCACUGGAGCGGACGGACCUGCGCCCUGGAACUUUACCGGUUCACUUAGUAACUUGUCAAGUGAUGAUAAUGUCAGCUGUGACAAAAGCAGCACCAGUGGGUCGUGUCCCAUUGCUGAGGUCGCUGGGAGCCCAUACAAGACAGUGGAAAUGGUCUUCAUUGCCUUGGUUACUGGAUCAAUCAGCUUUGUCACUGUGGUGGGUAACAUCCUGGUAAUGCUGUCUAUCAAAGUCAACCGGCACCUCCAGACUGUCAACAAUUACUUCUUGUUCAGUUUGGCAUGUGCAGACCUCAUUAUUGGUGUGUUCUCAAUGAAUCUCUACACUGUAUAUAUCCUGAAGGGCUAUUGGCCGCUUGGCCCAGUGGUGUGUGAUCUUUGGCUGGCUCUGGAUUAUGUUGUCAGUAAUGCCUCUGUCAUGAAUCUGCUGAUUAUCAGCUUUGAUCGCUAUUUUUGUGUAACCAAACCACUAACUUACCCAACACGUCGCACAACCAAGAUGGCUGGUCUGAUGAUUGCCUCAGCCUGGAUCCUCUCCUUCAUUCUGUGGGCUCCUGCUAUUCUCUUCUGGCAGUUUAUUGUAGGGGAACGCACUGUGGAACCAGGAGCAUGCUAUAUCCAGUUUCUCUCUAACCCUGUGGUCACAUUUGGCACAGCAAUUGCUGCAUUCUAUCUUCCAGUGGUCAUAAUGACAGUGCUGUACAUUCACAUCUCCUUAGCUAGCCGCAGCCGUGUGACAAAGCAGAAGCCGGAAGCUAAGAAGGAGAAAAAAGGCUUGAGGUCUGCUGGACUGCUGAAGAGGCACAUACUAAGGCAGAACAACAAUAAUCAGUCUCCUCCUAAACCCAGCCUGGAUUCAUGCAGCACAGCUGAAACCAUGAAAAAUGGACAGCUUGAUGAGGCCAUGAUGCCCAAUAAAGCUGAUGGCAACAUGCAGCAUGAGGAGAAGGAGAGCUCAAAUGAUUCCAGCACGGCUAGCAUUGCACCUAAAGAACCCAAGGAAAGAGCCAACAAUGCAAGUACCUCACAAAAAGGCUUGUCAUCUGGUUCUGCCCAAGUUCCCAAACUCAGCUCAGUGUCUAAAUGGUCGAAGAUCAAGAUUGUCACCAAGCAGACAGGAGAUGAGUGCAUCACUGCUAUCGAGAUAAUCCCCCCAGAAAGUGGUACAGAGGGCCGCUCUAUCCCAAUCAACCGGCCCCGCACAGUGGUACGCAAGUUUGCCAGCAUUGCCCGCAGCCAAGUGAAAAGGAAAAGACAAAUGGCAGCCCGUGAGAAGAAAGUGACAAAGACAAUCUUUGCCAUCCUUCUGGCCUUCAUCAUUACAUGGACCCCAUAUAAUGUGAUGGUCCUUAUCAGCACAUUCUGUCAGUCCUGUGUGCCAGACACAGUCUGGGCCAUUGGCUACUGGCUUUGCUAUGUCAACAGCACCAUAAACCCAGCCUGCUAUGCUUUGUGCAAUGCUACCUUUAAAAAGACCUUUAAGAACCUCCUUAUGUGCCAGUACAAAAACAUUGGAACCAGGUGAACUGGAUAUACUCCUCUGGAUUCUGAUGGAUAAUUGGGUUGUCCCCAGUAUUCUAGCCCAGUGUCUCUAAUGCACUAAAAUCUGGAAUGUAUCAUGUGUUAUCUUGUAUAAGGUUUUGAUGCUUAGCGCAUUGUUUCAUUCCAGAUUUCUAAACAAACAAAUACAUACCUACAUACAUACAUACAUACAUACAUACAGAUGGUAAAAUAAUUAUUCAACAGAUCAUUAUUUUUCUCAGUAAAUAUAUUUCUAAAGGUGCUAUUGACAUGAAAUUUUCACCAGAUGUUGGCAUGCAAUCCACACAUGCAAAGAAAUCAAACCAUGUCCAUAAAUUACAUUAUGUUUAAUAAUGGGAAAUGAUACAGGGGGAAAGUAUUGAAUACGCUUACUGAAAUUUAUUUAAUACUUUGUACAAAAGCCUUUGUUGGUAAUGGCAGCUUCAAGAUGUCUCCUGUAUGGAGAAACUAGUUGCAUGCAUUGCUCAGGUGUGAUUUUGGCCCAGUCAAAUCUUGAAGGUUCCAUGAGCCUCUUCUAUGUCAGGUGAUUGGCUGAGCCAUUCUAACAGCUUUAUUUUCUUUCUCUGAAACCAAUUGAGAGUGUCCUUGGCUGUGUGUUUGGGAUAAUUGUCAUGCUGAAAUUGUCCAUCCUCUUUUCAUCUUCAUCAUCCUGGUAUAUGGCAGCAGAUUUUUAUUUUUAUUAUGGCAUCCAGAGUUCAAAAUUUCUCACCUGACCAGAAUAUAUUCCCCCAGUAUUUUACUGGUUUGUCCAAAUGUUGUGCAGCAAACUUUAAACGAGCUUCAAAAUGGUUUUUAUUCAGCAAUGGAGUCUUCCAUGGUGAGCAUGCAUACAGGCCAUCGCAGUUGAGUACUUAUUGUUUUCUUUGAAACAAUUAUUCCUGCUUAUUCCAGGUGUUUCUGGACCUUUUCACAAGUGGUCCUUGGCUCUUGGACAACUCUUCUGAUAAUUCAUUUCACUCCUCUGUCAGAAAAUUUUGCAAGGAGCACCUGGUCAUGGCCAGUUUAUGGUGAAAUGAUGUUCUUUCCACUUCCAGAUUAUGGCCUUAACAUUGCUCACUGGAACAUUCAGUUUUGAAAUCCUUUUGUAACCAAUGCUAUCAGUAUGUUCAGCAACAAUAAGGUUGCGAAGGUCUUGAGAGAGCUCUUUGCUUUUACCCAUCAUGAAAUGUUUCUUGUGGGACACCUUGGUAACGUGACACCUUUUUAUAGGCCAUCAGUUGGAACUGAAGCAGCCAAUAUUAAUUUGCACUGACAAGGGGCAGGAUUGCUUUCUAAUUACUGAUUGAUUUCAGCUGGUAUCUUGGCUCUCCAUGCCUUUUGCAUCUCCCUUCCUUCAUGUGUUCAGUACAUUUCCCCUUUGUCAUUUCACAUUAUUACACAUAACUUAAUUUUAAUCUUUGGUUUGAUUUCUUUGCAUGGAUGGGUUGUUACCAACAUCUGGUGAAAAUGUCAUGUCAAUAGCACCUUUAGAAAUAUAUUUACAGAAAAAAAUGGUGACAGGUUCAAUACUUAUUUUCCCCAAUGUACAUACAUACAAAGAUACAUACAUGCAUACAUACAUACAUACAUACAUACAUAAAUUAAAUAAAGACUGCUCCUACAGUCUCCAGACUGUACACUGAUCAUUGUAUUAAUAUCUGAUCAGGGGAACUCAUCUGCUGCUGGUAAAUAUACUUGUAUAUAAUGCUUGUAUAUAAUACUGCCAAGUUCAUCACCAAAUCAUAUGAUUUGCUUUAGUUGAGUGACAGGAUCGGAAAAAGGUCGUAUAGUAUUCAUUGGUGCGGAAAGAUAAUCCAAUACAAGAACAUUAAAAAAAAAGUUUUCCAAACUUUGGUGACAAAUAGAACAAAUGUCAACAAUGUGUCUAUUCACGCUAAGGACAAGUGCUGAGAUACCACUAUUUUGUUUGACAAAGACAAUGUAACGCAAAGGAAUAUUGAUGAACUGUUUUUCCCAGAUAGAUCCCAACCUGUUGUGGUAAAGAACUGUCUAUAUAUAAACAAGCAUGUAUGUAUGACAUAAGUCUAUGGCAUUUUUAACUGGGUGAGGGUAUGUAUAUAAUAUGUAACAUGCUUAAAAAUACUCUAAUUACAAAGUAAUUUUUUCCUGCAUUUUAUAUGUACUGUGUUUGUACUCUUGUAUUUAAUUAGUAAUUUACAUUUAAUUUCACAAAUUAUGAAAUGUAUUGCUGUCUAUAACCAAAUGUAUCAAAGUUUCUCAUAUAUUAUCAUGUUAGUGCAGUUCAGGAGAAUAUUUACAGUAUAGUAGAAAGGAGAAGGGUGCUGCAAAUAUCUGUUGAAAAGCUUCUCCUUCCUCGUGAGAACAGAGCCAGCCUGACUGUGCCAUCUAAAACCCACCAAAAUGCUAAAUAUCUGUAUUUUAGAUCUGUAUAUCAAUUAUUUCUGCAAUAGAAAAAGAAGACACAUUUAUGCCUCUAAAAUGCUAUUUUUUCUAGCAAAAGUACUUAAAUCCUAGUUAAAAACUACUAACAUGCUGGUGCUCACCAUUUAAAUAUAUCAUCUAGUGAGCUAACCUACUAUAAUCUAGCUUGGAAAAGCUUGGAUGGAGGCAUUCCCUGUCUCAUAUUGGUUUUCUCCUAGCAAUAUUAUUAUUUAAUUAAGCUGCCUAUUAGAAGCCUUUGAAAAAAAUACUUAGCCAACCAAAUUCACAAUUGAAACAGAUAAACAAGCUUUCAUUAAAGCACAAAUUAGAAAAUGUCUCCUGGAUCAUCCCGACAGAAUUCUAAUUUUUGGGACAUUGCUUGCAUCCACAUCAGUACUGAAGCCACAGAUCCUGUUUAAUGCUCACUGAACCAACCUGUUUUUGUGCUUUAGAUAUUACACAUAGGAAUUACCAGUCAUCAUGAUACAUAAUAAUCUACUUGUUAUUCAGUCAGCUACAUCACAGCUAGCUAAUUAUGAAAAAUAGAGUAAUUAAUAAGCUACAGGACAGAAAAUUAUUUAACCGCUAACUAUUGUUUAAAUGCUUUAGUUAGAAAGAAGAAAAAUAAAACCUUUAAUUUGGCUGAUUCUCUCUGGACUAGGACAGCAAUCAUGCUCUUUCAUGGCAGUGUGUAUCCUUGCAAUUAACCUUCAUGGCACCUCUGUCCAGUGAUUUAUUUGUUAUUUAUCAAACAUUGUGGUCUCUAUAAUGCUGGAUAAAUAAAAAUGGGAAAGCUUAGUCUUUUAUCAUUUUUUUGUACUAACGGUCUGUUGAAAUCUAGGAAUGCUCCAGAGCAAUAUACCAGAGCUGUGUACAAUAAUAGACAAGGCUUUCCCUAAUAAAUUUCA
Molecule: messenger RNA, 5656 nt
Organism: Hemibagrus wyckioides
Lineage: Eukaryota; Metazoa; Chordata; Actinopteri; Siluriformes; Bagridae
Gene: chrm4a
Product: cholinergic receptor, muscarinic 4a
Exons: 2
Coding region: 811-2349 (512 amino acids)
Biological process (GO): regulation of locomotion; adenylate cyclase-activating adrenergic receptor signaling pathway
Cellular component (GO): plasma membrane
Molecular function (GO): G protein-coupled acetylcholine receptor activity
Source: RefSeq, a predicted model, not a curated record